UCACUGUGUCAUUGUCAGUGUCACUGCCACCUGUCACUGUCACCUGUCCUUGUCACUGUCAUUGUGUCAUUGUCAUUGUCACUGAUGGAGUUUCGACACCUUCGUGCGCCACAAGGUCACUGCCACCGUCACUGUCACCUGUCAUUGUCACUGUCAUUGUGUCAUUGUCACUGUCACUGCCACCUGUCAUUGUCACCUGUCAUUGUCACUGUGUCAUUGUCACUGUCACCUGUCAUUGUCACUGGCAUUGUCACUGUCACUGUCAUCUGUCAUUGCCACUGUCAUUGUCACCAUCCCUGUCAUUGCCACCUGUCACCUGGCAUUGUCACUGUCACUGUGUCAUUGUCACUGUGUCACUGUCACUGUCACCGUGUCACUGUCACUGUCACUGUCACUGUCAGUGCCACCUGUGUUUGGCACUGUCCCGUCUCUGUCCCUGUGUCCCAGCUGUGUCACUUUGUCCCUUGUCCCCAGGUCCCUGUGUCACUCUGUGCCCUGUCACUGUCCCCUGCUGUCCCCAGGUCCCUGUGUCACUCUGUCUGUCCCUGUCCCCAGGUCCCUGUGUCACUGUCCCCUGCUGUCCCCAGGUCCCUGUGUCACUCUGUGUCACUGUCCCCAUGUCCCCUGUGUCACUCUGUCCCCAGGUCCCUGUGUCCCUGUGUCACUCUGUGUCACUCUGUGUCACUCUGUGUCACUCUGUGUCACUGUCCCCAUGUCCCCUGUGUCACUCUGUCCCCAGGUCCCUGUGUCACUCUGUGUCACUCUGUGUCACUGUCCCCAUGUCCCCUGUGUCACUCUGUCCCCAGGUCCCUGUGUCACUCUGUGUCCCUGUGUCACUCUGUCCCCAGGUCCCUGUCAUCGCCCUGGUUGGGAACGACGCCGGUUGGACCCAGAUCAGCCGCGAGCAGCUCCCCCUGCUGGGCAGCGCCGUGGGCUGCGGGCUGGCCUACAGCGAUUACCACGCGGUGGCGGCGGCUCUGGGCGGCCGAGGCUUCGUUCUGGACAGCGCCGGGGACAGCGGAGGGGACAAGGGAGGGGACAGCGGAGGGGACAGCGCGGGGGACAUCGAGGACAGGGUGGUGGCCGUGCUGAGGGCGGCGCAGGCCGAGUGUCACCGAGGCCACCCCGUCCUGGUCAACGCCCUGCUGGGCCCCAGCGACUUCCGGCAGGGCUCCGUGUCCGUCUGAGGGACACUCGGGGACACCGAGGGACACCCAGGGACACCGAGGGACACCGAGGGACACCAGGGGUCACCAAGUGUCACCAAGGCCACCCCCGCCCUGCUGGGCCCCAGCGACUUCCGGCAGGGCUCCAUCUCCGUCUGAGGGACACUCGGGGACACCGAGGGACACCCAGGGACACCGAGGGUCACCAAGGGUCACCAGGGGUCACCAGGGGUGUCACCGAGGGUCACUGAGUGUCACCAAGUGUCACCAAGGCCACCCCUGCCCUGCUGGGCCCCAGCGACUCCCGGCAGGGCUCCGUCUCCGUCUGAGGGACACCGAGUGUCACCGAGUGUCACCAAGGGUCACCAAGGGUCACCGAGUGUCACCAAGGCCACCCCCGCCCUGCUGGGCCCCGGCUACUUCCGGCAGGGCUCCGUGUCCAUCUGAGGGACACCGAGUGUCACCGAGUGUCACCAAAUGUCAUUGAGUGUCACCAAAUCUCA
This is a messenger RNA of Serinus canaria (Common canary), 1669 nucleotides long. Its product is annotated as 2-hydroxyacyl-CoA lyase 2-like. NCBI's taxonomy places the organism in Eukaryota, Metazoa, Chordata, Aves, Passeriformes, Fringillidae. The record is from RefSeq and is a predicted model, not a curated record. The coding region runs from base 85 to 1092 and encodes 335 amino acids. The transcript has 6 exons.